AUGGCGGCGGAUUCCGUUCGAGAAGAAACAGAUAGAAGCAGGGGUCGCGUGAGUGCAAUUUCUGAACUUGAAACAGAAUGCUGCAGAGAUAAGGAGAAGGACGAGGAUUGCCAUCUCUUUCCAUACAUGGAUUGUGUCAGUAAUGUGGGUGAGUGUACCGCGGCCACGGCGCCCAUUUUGGGUUGUGAUGAUUUAAGGGAUGGAACCCGAAGGAAUGGAAGAUCGGCAGAAUCGGGCCGAGAGAUCAGUAUAGCGGAUCUCGUCUGGUGCAAAGUAAGGGGCCCUUAUUGGUGGCCAGGGAAGCUAACUGGUUGCUCUGCCGGAGUGACGAAGGAUUAUUUUGUGGUAGCAUGUUUUGGGGAAUGGGCACGUAGACCUGAUCGGGUUUCGCUGAUAAAGCCAUUGUGGGAGCAUUUCCCACUGAUGGAGAUGCAAAGCGGCACGGAUAAGCUCCGUCAUGCUGUGGACCGCGCUCUCGACGAUCUCUCUAGGCGGGUGGAGUACGUGCUGACCUGCCGGUGUGUGCCCAGAGAAGUGCAAACCAGGUUCGAAGCUCAGGCUGAAGUUAAUGCUGCUUCGGUGAAAAAUUCAAGUCAGCAGGGCGCUGAAGAUAGUGUUCUGAGUACGGCUUCUUUUACACCUCGAGAACUUGUCAAGUAUGUUAGAAAAUGGGGCGAAUCGCCUCUCGGUGGACCUAGCAGACUCCUGCUUUCCGUGGCGAAGAGCCAACUGUUGGCCUUCUCCCGAUGGAAGGGGUUUUCUCGGCUACCUGAAUUCAUAUCGUUCAGUGGGAAGUUGGAGAACGAGGCCGACAUGACUCCAUUAGGAGAUUGUUAUCAGAACCCUAUAGAGAUUGAUGGCGCUAAUCCAGAGUUCAAGGGCUGUCGUGGGAUGCGUGCAGUGAAGACAGGAUGUUACAUAAGCAACUCAAGUGAGCGUAAGAACAGUUUCCAAGACGGCAUGCAUCCUGGAAGAAAGAGAAAGACCUGCCUGGCCUUGUGCGCUGAAAACUGUCUUCGUACUUUAACUGAUGAAGUUGGGUCCGGCAAAAGAGCUCGUGGGAACUCCUUUUUUUUUGGCGAAGCUGCUGGUCCAAAUGAAUCGGUAUCAACAUGUACAGGUGCUCUGAUGAAGAUUAGCGCGGAUCAAUCUGUGCACAUGUUCGAGCAAAAUCGGAUGACAAUGCUUGAGGUCCAGAGGAAAACAGAAUGUCACAUGAGCAACUCGAACGAGCUUAAGCACAUUUCGCUUGACGUGGUGCAUCCUGGAAGAAAGAGAAAGAGCUUCCCAGCCUCGUCGGCGAAGAAUUGUCAGCGUAUGUUGACGGAUGAAGUUGGGUCAGAUAAAGGAGCUUGUGGGAACUCGUUUGGCAAAGCUGCUGGUCCAAAUGAAUCGGUAUCAGCAUGUACAGGUGCUCCUAGCACGAUCAGCAUGGACCAAUCCAUGCAGUUCAAGCAAAAUCAUAGAGCGAUGCACAGAAUCGUUAAGUUUGCAAGUGAAUCAAAUGGGUCACUCCCAUUGGCGGAGCAUCUUAAAGAAAGUCCCUCGGGUAGAAGCAACAAAAACGGCCAUUCUGGUCUCAUUCCCCAUGAUUCCUGUAGUAGAAAAAACCUCCUUGGAUAUGUCUCUCCUAAACAGAUGCUGUUACAGCUAUGUCUUCUUGCUGGCAAUCCCAUGAGACAGAAUAGAUAUCCGACUUGCACGGUGAGAUACUUCUCGGAAUUCAGAAAUUUGGUUGUCCCGAAUCAUCUCCCAUUGAAGUCAUGUGGAGAGCCUGCACUAGAAGCAUCUGUUGUGGAGACUCGGAGUAUUUUGACAAAAUUUGGCGUCGCAGAACCAAUGGAUCUGAAGUGCUUCAAGGAUACUGUCAGGACCAGCACAGUAAUUAGUAGCUUACAGGAACCGCGACUGACACUUCGAAAUCGGAAUGCAGGGGAUUCUCAGCUUGAAACCCCAUGUGAGAGGCCUGUUCCUUCUGUCGUACCAAAAAUGGAUCGCCAGUUUUGUCCUGCCUUUACCCAGGGCCCUCGAUUGCCCCAUGAAAAUCCUCUGAUGGAAGUAAGAAAGCCAAUUCAUGAUGUCUCUGGAAUGGAUCGCCAGUUUUGUCUUGCCUUUACUCGGGUUCCUCAAUUGCCCCAUGAAAAUCCUCUGGUGGAAGUAAGAAAGCCAAUUCAUGAUGUCUCUGGAAUGAGGAUUGAGUGCCCAAAGGAUCCAUUUUCCACCGGCAGCACCAUCCAGAGCAUUCCCGUACAGCAACCAUCGCUUGGAAACCAGAAUGCAGGGGAUUCUCUGAUUGAAAGUGAGAGGCCCGUUCCUUCCAUCAAACCACAAAUAGGCCAGUUUCGUCAUAGCUUGAUUCAGAAAUUACAAGUCCGUCGUCCAAAUCCUUACAUGAAAGUAAAACGGCCAAACGAUGACAUCCCUGCAACGGUGCUUGAGCGCUCCAAGGAUUCAUUUAUGUCCAGCAAGAUAAUCCAAAGCUUUCCUGAACCGCAACUGUCUCUUGGAAAUCAGAAUGCAGGGGAUUCUCUGCUUAAAGCCCCAUGCAAAAAGCCUGUGCCUUCUAUGGAACCACAAACAGAUCAACAGUUUUGUCCCGUCUUGAAUUGGAAAUCACAGGCUUCUUUUCAAGAUCCUUACGUGGAAGGCAAACGUACAAGUGAUGAUGUCUCUGGAACGGCACUUGAGUGCUCAAAGGAUGCAUUUAUGACCGACAGGAUAACCCAGAGCAUUUCUGAACAGAAAGUGUUGCUUAAAGAUGAGGAGGAUACAGGGAAUUCUGCGCUUGAAACCCCAAGCAAGAAGCCUGCUCAUCUUACGGAACCACUAAUCAAUCACCAUUAUGAUCCUGCCUCGAUUCAGGAAGCUCAAUUUCCUUGUGAAAAUCCUUAUGUGGAAGGAAAAAAGCCUGACAGUGAAGUCCCCGGGAGUUCCAAGGAAGACUAUUUUUCGACUGCUCUGAUUUUGACCUUUACCAACCUGAAUCUAGCUCCUUCAGUAACUAAGCUGAACAAGAUGUUCAGCUGCUUCGGCCCCUUGAAGGAAUCGGAGUCGAAAGUGUUGAACAAGAGCAAGCAGGUUAAAAUAGUCUUCAAGAAUCGUACGGAUGCAGAAACUGCUUUCAUCAGACUCGGAGAGCAUCGUAUUUUCGGGCCACUACUUCGAAGUUAUCGUCUCAAGUACGUGCGAUCUAGCUCUCUUGAAGCUUCUUCUUCUCACCUAAGAAGGCACAACAAGAAGCGUCAGCAAGAUAAGCUGUGACUCCAGGGAUCAUUUGCAUUUCAAGCUCGUUGGCCCAUGGUGUCAUGUUACAUCUAUGGAAAGGUAUGGACUUUUUGCAUUUGGAAGACGGGGGUUUUUAAGUAAUGCUCCAUAAGGUAUCAUUUGCUGCAAGUUGCUGAUGAUUGAUGAACAGUGUGUCAAAUUUGCUGGCGAAAGCCUCCUCUUCGAUAUUUACAUAGUCUACCGCCAGCAUCGGACUCAACCUUCAUGGUCGCUUUUGUUAGAUCUUGGGGGAAAAAACGAUGUGUAUGUACUCUUUUGUGCCCUUCAUUUUUGUUUGGCCCGGAAAUGUAACCUCGGUUGGGAUAUUAAGUUAGGUCCCUGCCGUGUGAAACAAAACAGGUGUUUGAUAGGAUUAACUUAUGGAGUUGAGAGAGGAUCUGAAUACAAUGCUUACAUCUUAGCUGCAGUUUCCUUUCCA
Messenger RNA from Syzygium oleosum, 3703 nucleotides. RefSeq lists its product as uncharacterized. Lineage: Eukaryota; Viridiplantae; Streptophyta; Magnoliopsida; Myrtales; Myrtaceae. The record is from RefSeq and is a predicted model, not a curated record. Bases 1 to 3261 code for a protein of 1086 amino acids. The transcript is spliced from 3 exons. Gene Ontology annotation, molecular function: nucleic acid binding.